Molecule: messenger RNA, 2511 nt
Organism: Ictalurus furcatus (blue catfish)
Lineage: Eukaryota; Metazoa; Chordata; Actinopteri; Siluriformes; Ictaluridae
Gene: ift56
Product: tetratricopeptide repeat domain 26
Exons: 17
Coding region: 371-2095 (574 amino acids)
Biological process (GO): intraciliary anterograde transport; intraciliary transport involved in cilium assembly
Cellular component (GO): intraciliary transport particle B; ciliary basal body; ciliary base
Molecular function (GO): protein binding; intraciliary transport particle B binding
Source: RefSeq, a predicted model, not a curated record
UGUUGCCGUAGUGUGGCGACGAGGAAUUAGCUUCCUAGCAGCUAGCGUAACUUGCCGAAAACGUUUGUUUUAAACACACUGUCAAAUAAAUAAACACUUAAUUAAUUGUUAUUUAGGUGUUUUAGACAGUACAGUGAGCAUAUCUAAACUAAAUAAAUGCAGAUUGCUAGCUAGUUUCGCUUAUAUUCUCUAGCUAGCUGCAGUGGGAGCUGUUACUGGCCGACUCUUUCUUCUGUUUGAGAAGCUGUAGCCGUUUUAGAGUUGCACCUCUGAAUGUUGUGUAUAAUAUAUAUAUAUAUAUAUUCUAGAUUAUUUAAUAUUAUGUUGGUUUAGAACUGAUCGUUUUCAUUCACAGUGAUCUUCAGACAUCAUGAUCUUGUCUCGGGUGAAGCCGGCACUCGGUGGUGAAACCUCGCUGAGCUCCAGUGAGAAGAAAAGGAAGAAUAAGAGUAAAAAGAUUCCUCGGGUAGAAGAUUACCUCAACCAGAGAGACUACCUGGGAGCCAUUACACUGCUGGAGUUCCAGAGGAAUGGUGGAACAGCUGAGGAGAACACGGACCUCUGGUUAGGCUAUUGUGCCUUCCACUUAGGAGACCACAAGAGAGCGAUGGAGGAGUAUAAGACCCUGACCCUGAGCCCCGACUGUCCCUCUGAUGUCUGGGUGUUUCUGGGCUGCGCUCUGUUUUUCCUCGGCCUUUAUAAAGAAGCAGAAGUUGCUGCGCUCAAAGGACCAAAGAUUCAGCUACAGAACCGACUUCUCUUUCACUUAGCACACAAGUUUGGUGAUGAGAAGAAGUUGAUGGGAUUCCACCAGAACCUGGAGGAUGUGACAGAGGACCAGCUGAGCCUCGCCUCCAUCCACUACAUGAGGUCACACUACCAGGAGGCCAUCGAUAUCUACAAACGCAUAUUACUGCAGAACAGGGAGUUCCUGGCUCUGAACGUGUACGUAGCUCUCUGUUACUAUAAACUGGAUUAUUACGACGUGUCUCAGGAGGUUCUGGCCGUUUAUCUGCAGAGUGUUCCUGACUCCACCAUCGCCCUCAACCUCAAAGCCUGCAAUCACUUCAGACUGUACAAUGGCAAAGCUGCUGAGGCUGAGCUGAAGAACCUGAUGGACAUCUCCUCCAGCUCGUUUGAGUUCGCUAAAGAGCUGAUCCGACACAACCUCGUGGUGUUCCGAGGAGGUGAAGGAGCUCUACAGGUUCUCCCUCCUCUCAUCGAUGUCAUCACUGAGGCUCGGCUCAACCUUGUCAUCUACUACCUCAGACAGGAUGAUGUUCAGGAAGCAUAUAAUCUGAUUAAAGACCUGGAACCCACAACCCCUCAGGAGUACAUCCUUAAAGGAGUGGUGAACGCAGCACUCGGACAGGAAAUCGGAUCUAGGGAUCAUUUGAAGAUUGCACAGCAGUUUUUCCAGCUGGUCGGAGGUUCAGCUAGUGAAUGCGACACUAUCCCUGGUCGACAGUGUAUGGCUUCCUGCUUCUUCCUGCUGAAACAGUUUGAGGACGUGCUGAUCUAUCUCAACUCAGUAAAGAGUUAUUUCUACACUGAUGACACGUUUAACUUCAACUACGCUCAGGCCAAAGCUGCUUUAGGGAACUUUAAAGAGGCCGAGGAGAAGUGUUGGUGUGUCUGUGUGUGUGUGUGUGUGUGUGUGUUUGUACAGGUGUUCCUGCUCAUCCAGAGUGAGAAGAUCAGGAAUGACUAUGUGUAUCUGAGCUGGCUCGCCCGCUGCUACAUUAUGAAUCAGAAAGCUCGGCUGGCGUGGGAACUUUACCUCAAAAUGGAGACUUCAGCUGAUUCCUUCAGCCUCCUGCAGCUCAUCGCCAAUGACUGCUACAAGAUGGGACAGUUUUACUAUGCGGCGAAGGCGUUUGACGUUCUGGAGCGUCUGGAUCAUCAGAAUCCGGAAUACUGGGAGGGAAAGCGUGGAGCCUGUGUGGGAAUCUUCCAGCUCAUCCUGGCAGGACGAGAACCGAGAGAGACUUUGAAGGAGGUUUUGCCAAUGUUACGCAGCGCAGGGAAUCCGCAGGUCGAGUACAUCAUCCGCAUCAUGAAAAAAUGGGCCAAAGACAAUCGAGUGGCUCUGUGACAGGCCAAUCAUCAUCUACGACAUUACUGUGUGGAGCGUAAACUCGUAAUUCUCUCUAAUCCACAUCAUUUAACCUGUAGAAAGUUUAUUUUGUAACAUACAGUGCAUUCGGAAAGUAUUCACAGCGCUUCACUCUUUUCCACAUUUUGUUAUGUUACAGCCUUAUUCCAAAUGGAUUAAAUUCAAUAUUUUCGUCACAAUUCUACAAACAAUACCCCAUAAUGACAACAUGAAAGAAGUUUGUUUGAAAUCUUUGCAAAUUUAUUAAAAAUAAAUGUUUAUAUAUAUGUAUAUAUAAAUGUUUUUGUGAAUAAAAACUUAUUUUUAGUCAUGUUGUGUCAGACAGAAGUGUGAAAGACUACAAUUUACUUAUAAUGCCAAUUAACAUACUAUUUACAUUUAUGGCAUUAAUAAAU